Messenger RNA from Erigeron canadensis, 2721 nucleotides. Its product is annotated as TMV resistance protein N-like. Gene Ontology annotation, molecular function: ADP binding. The annotation marks the transcript as partial. NCBI's taxonomy places the organism in Eukaryota, Viridiplantae, Streptophyta, Magnoliopsida, Asterales, Asteraceae. The record is from RefSeq and is a predicted model, not a curated record. The transcript has 4 exons. Gene Ontology annotation, biological process: defense response; signal transduction.
AAUAAUAAUAUUAUGGCAUCUUCUUUAGGGAGUUGGAAGUAUGAUGUGUUUCUUAGUUUUAGAGGUAAAGAUACCCGCAAGACCUUUGUUGGCCAUUUCUAUUCUGCUCUUCAACAACAUGGAAUUCUUACUUACAAGGACGACGUAUUACUUGACCGGGGUGACACCAUCGGUCUAUCCCUCUUAAAAGCUAUUGGAGAAUCACAUAUUUUGGUGAUCUUAUUUUCUGAAAACUAUGCGGAUUCUUCGUGGUGUUUGGAUGAGCUUUCACAAAUUAUGAAAUGCAGGGAUAGUGAGACAGGGCAAAUUGUUUUGCCCAUAUUCUAUCACGUGGAUCCCUUUGAUGUCAGGAAACAAAAAGGGAAAUAUGGAGAAGCAUUUGCCAAACACGAGUUGUCAGAAAACAACAAGAACAAAGUUGAAUCUUGGAGAAAAGCACUUUUUGAUGCAAGUAAUAUUGCUGGAUGGGAACCCAAGCACGUCGCCAAUGGGCAUGAAUCAGAAUGCAUCCAAGAUAUUGUUGGUUCCAUUUUAGAUAGAUUGUCAUCUUUGGAUUCACCGGUUGAGGAUGAAAACCUAGUUGGAAUGGAAACUCGAUUAGAACAGUUGAGAUCCCAUUUAAGCAUUGGGUUGGGUGGUGUGCGAAUGGUUGGGAUAUGGGGGCUUGGAGGUGGUGGUAAGACCACUCUUGCGUUUUCUGCAUAUAUUAAACUACGUGUGCAUUUUCAUGGCCACUGCUUUAUAGAAAAUAUUAGGGAAAAGUCACAACAAAUAGAUGGCUUAAAAAAACUGCAAGAAGCAAUACUAUCAGAAGUUUUGAAAACACAAGAGUUGUUGACGAGUGUAAAAGAAGGAAGAUGCAAGAUUCAUAGUAUGUUAUGUCGUAGGAAUGUGCUGAUUGUUCUUGAUGACGUCGAUCAUCUCGACCAACUAAAGGCAUUAGCCGGGUGUCAUAAAUGGUUUGGUGAUGGGAGUCGAAUAUUAAUUACCACCAGGGAUCACCAUUUGCUGACAAUUCAUAAGGUAGACGUGGUCUCUCAUAUCAAUUUAUUAUCACAUGAUGAAGCUAUUCGGCUCUUAAAUAAACAUGCAUACUAUGAAGAUAAACCUGUACCAGAUUAUGAGGUGCUUUCAAAAAAGGUUGUUAAAUAUGCUGCUGGGCUUCCCUUAGCCCUGAUUGUUUUGGGUACUUUUUUGCAUGACAAAGACAAGGAUGAGUGGCUUAGUACACUGGCUAGACUAAAAGAUCAUCCAGAAAUGGAUAUUGUGGAAAAGCUUAAAAUCAGCUACGAUGGACUUAAACCUGUGGAGAAAGAGUUAUUCUUGGAUAUUGCAUGUUUCAACAGGGGAACAAAGGAAGGUGAUGCAAUGGAAAUUCUUGAUGCUUGUGGUUUUUACCCUGAUAUAGGGAUAAAGAUAUUGAAACAGAAGGCUCUUAUAACUAUUUCAAAAGAUGGCAAGAUUGAUAUGCAUGAUCUAGUUCAAGAAAUGGCACAUUACAUUGUUAGAGGGGAACAUCCCUACAAUCCUGAAAAACAUAGCAGGGUUUGGCAAUACAAAGAUAUUGAAGACAUGUGUUCCAGGAAUGCAACACUGGAAAAUGAUAAGAUUGAAGCCAUAGAAGUGAAUCUUGAUGGUUGUUCAUCUAACUUCAUCUUGCUUGUCUCAAAUAUGAAGAAACUAAGAUUCCUUAAUGUGACAAGUCCGUUUGAGAUCAACUAUGAUGAAGGGACUACGUUUCUUUCUUUUCUUUUUGAAAGGCUGGGAUAUUAUUGCAACUUAGCUAAAUGUUUAUCAAAUGUACAUAUGAGUGGGUCUCCAAAGAGGAUCAAACAAAGCAAAACAUAUGGUAUGGAGUUGAGGUAUAUAGACUGGAAUGGUUAUCCUGCGAGUCUAUUCUCUGAACAUUUUCAACCAAGGAAGCUUGUUGUUUUAAAAAUGCAUCUACCAUGUUUGAAAGAGCUGGAGCUUGUUGGUGCAAGAGAACUAGUGAGGACACCUGAUUUUGGUGGACUCCCAUUUCUUCGGAAGUUAGUACUCGUUGGAUGUGACAGUUUAAAAGAGAUUCAUCAAUCACUAGGAAAUCAUUCAAAUCUUGUUUACCUAUCUAUAAUUCAGUGUGAGAAGCUCACAAGGUUUCCGAGCAUUGUUGGGAUGGGAAAACUGGAGAUUCUUAGAAUCUCACGUUGCAAAGCACUUGUUGAGUUUCCAAAGAUCAAAGCAAAUAUGGAAAACUUGGUGGAGUUAUAUUUGAAUGAAGUUGGGAUAGAAGUCCUACCCUCAUCGUUGGGAGAAUGUUUUACUAACCUUAGUUCGAUAAAGUUGGAAUGGUGUUCAAAGUUAAAGAGCAUUGAAGGUGACUUUUAUGCAUUAAAAUGUCUAGAGAAUUUUCAUGUUAAUAUCUAUAACUUGGGGAGUAAGAUUGGAAUAGGUAAUCUUACUCACUUGCCACUCUCCUUAAAAAAGUUGGAUCUGAGUUGGUGUAAUUUAAAAGAUGGAGAAAUACCCUCUAAUAUUGGUGAGUUAUCCAACUUAAAAGAGCUACAUCUAAGAUGUAAUAAUUUUACACGAUUAGAUUUCAGCCUCUCCAGACUUACUUGCCUCAUACUCCUCGAUCUGAUUGGUUGUGAAAAUCUCGUCGAAUUGCCUGAGCUCCCAUCAAGUGUAGUAAUUCUUCAUAAUACCUUGUCUCCUUGGCCUCGUUGUUGGGAGGGGAUGUAG